CUUCAGAUGAACUCCGAAUCUCUUCAUCAGUUUCCUCUUUCUACCUCGAACCUCAAAAGAUUGUGGUGUCAAUCGAUUGAUAUUUCCCCGCGGUUCCCUCUGUGUGAACGGCCGCCCAGGAUCCGCAAGCUUCUUCGCAAGUCUUCCCCGGACCCCAAGGUAUGCGCCAACCGUUGCUCGGCCCCGUAUUCAAGCGUCACUGUCCUCCUCCUUGAGGACACUCGUAUCUGCCUCCUCCGACUUCCGACCUCGUGCUCCUCUCGUCGCCUAGACCGCCGACCUACUUGUCGACUCCCACUCGAAUUGCAAUCGCAUUUUACCAGCUAGGCGACAGUUGUUCAAAAUCAACUCCGCGCCAUUUUUCCUGCCUCCGUUUCUUACCUUCCUUCUCCUUUAGACCAGCAAGUCUUUUCGCGGAAACAAAAGCACCUCUUCUCAGCCGAAAUACCAGCGCGUACGAAUUUUAUCAAGCAGCGACAAUCACCAACAAGAUGUCAACACAAUCCUCACUAGCCCUCAAAGAGGAGGGUAACCGCCACUUCCAAAAAGGCGACUACGUCGCUGCCGAGGCGUUGUACACCAAGGCAAUCCUCGCUGACCCUACCAACCCCCUCCUCUACACCAACCGCGCCAUGGCCCGCCUCAAAAUGUCUCGCUGGGACUCGGUAAUCGAAGACUGCGAGGAAUGUCUCCGCCUGUCCUCCUCCAGCAGUACCGGCAGCAAAAACUUCAAAGCCCUCUACUACCUCUCCCAAGCGCACCUCCCGCUCAGAAACUACGACCAAGCCGUUGCCUACGCGCUAGAAGCGCACAAGAUUUGCGCAGAGACGCACGACAAGAGUUUGGCGGCCGUGACGAGUCAGGUGCUCAAGUGCAAGAAGGAGAGGUGGGAGCACAGGGAGAAGUUGAGGAAGAGGGAAGAACAGGAACUGGAGGGCGAGGUGGUGGAGAUGCUGAGGAGGGAGAUGGACGGGUUGCUGAAGACUACUAGUUCUAGUGGUGGUGAGGAUGGGGACAAGGAUGAGGAGGAGGAGGAGAGGAAAGAGACGGAAAAGAUGUACGAGGAGAAAAUCGAGAGGAUACGAGCCGUCUUUGAAAGGGCGAGGGAUAAGGAAAACCAGCGAAGACCGAAUCCGCCAGAUUGGGCGAUUGAUGAUAUCAGUUUUCAGGUCAUGGUUGAUCCUGUGAUGACAAAAACAGGCAAAUCCUACGAACGCGCAUCCAUCGAGGAACACCUCCGAAGAAGCGAGACGGAUCCGCUGACGAGAACACCCCUGACCAUCAAGGAUCUGCUGCCCAACAUUGACCUCAAGCACGCUUGCGAGGAGUUCUUGAAUGAGAACGGGUGGGCGGUUGACUGGUAGAAGCACUGAUCGUCUCGGUAGGAGUUUACGGUCUUACGAUCCUUCCUACUUGGCCUUGAAUUCAUUUUUGAAAAGUCAGCCAUUGUUUGGGCACUCUUGGGGUACAAGCUUUCCGUUCAAUAUUGCUAUAAUAAUCAGUGCAUAGCAGAGCGGUGUUUCUGGAGGUUGUUUUUAUUUCAAUUUUAUAAGCUUGAACGGCUUAUAAGCGUGUGAUUGCGUUCAUUGCGCUUCAACCGCUAGGCAAAUCACAGCGGCUUCGUAUUGUACCUCUGUGCAUCAAGAUUGGUGAGAGCCUGAGAGACACUACAGUACUAAUCAACAAUCCAAGCAGAGUGUGCCAGUAAACAAGACAUAUAUUCCACGACUCAG
Molecule: messenger RNA, 1733 nt
Organism: Neurospora crassa OR74A
Lineage: Eukaryota; Fungi; Ascomycota; Sordariomycetes; Sordariales; Sordariaceae
Exons: 3
Coding region: 492-1364 (290 amino acids)
Biological process (GO): protein quality control for misfolded or incompletely synthesized proteins; cellular response to misfolded protein; protein polyubiquitination
Cellular component (GO): cytoplasm
Molecular function (GO): ubiquitin protein ligase activity; protein-folding chaperone binding
Source: RefSeq, a predicted model, not a curated record